Messenger RNA from Trichomonas vaginalis G3, 1509 nucleotides. Its product is annotated as ankyrin repeat and SOCS box-containing protein 4 family. The record is from RefSeq and is a predicted model, not a curated record. Lineage: Eukaryota; Parabasalia; Trichomonadida; Trichomonadidae. The coding region runs from base 1 to 1509 and encodes 502 amino acids. The transcript has a single exon. Gene Ontology annotation, molecular function: protein binding.
AUGUCUGAUCAAGAUAUUCACCAAAGUAAAUACAGUGAAUUGAGAAGUAUAUAUAAAUGCUACAUCGAUUCAUAUAAUGCAUUUUAUAAGCUGAAAACUGAAAAUGAAGAAGAAAUGAACAAGAUAUACAAAAUGAUCAAAACAGAAUUGAUUGAUUCAAAGAAACGUCUUCUUUAUAUUAUUGUAAGUGACAUUUUACGUAUCAUUCCGUAUAAUAAUCGUUAUACAAAAGCUUAUUUAUCUCUCGCCAAACUCAUAUAUGAUAAUUAUCAAGUAAACGAGGAAAUUAGAGUUCCAUUAACUGUGGGAUACUUAUUUUAUAAAGAACAUGGAAUUAAAUUAAACAAAUCUGAUGAUUUCGAAAAAAUUAAAUCAGAAAACCUCCAAAUUCAUAAAGAAAAUACAAUUUACAGAGCAAUUAUGUAUAAUGACUUAGAAUCAUUCAUUUCAUUCACAGAAAGAGAUGGAUUCGAUAAAGAUCAAAGACUAAAAAGCAGUUUAUAUCCAUAUAAUAGUGAAUAUUCAUUACUUGAAUUAUGCUGUUACCACGGUGCAGUUGAUUGUUUCAAGUUAUUAAGAACGAAAUUCAGCUCAGAAAUAACUAAAACAUGUCUUAGAUUUUCAUUUUUAGGUGGAAAUCAGGAGAUCAUGAGUGAAUGCUUGAAAUAUCAUAAACCAGAUGAUGAAUGCAUGCAAUAUGCAAUUAUUUCACACAACAUUGAUUUUGUUACAUUCUUGAUGAACGAAUACGAUUUAGAGAUCGAUUUAGAUUAUUGCGGGAUGUAUAAUAAUCUUGAAUCAUUUUUAGUUUAUUUCGAUCAAACUAAUGAUUUUAACAAAUGCUUUAUUAAUUCAACGUGGUACAAUAUUCCAUCCUUACACGAAUACUUCCUUUCACAUAAUAUAAACGUCAAUGAAAAAGAUAAAUAUGGAAAAACUGCUCUUCAUAUUGCAGCAGAAAAUAACAGUAAAGAAACAGCCGAACUCCUUAUUUCGCAUGGUAUAAAUAUCAAUGAAAAAGAUAAUGAUAGAAAAACCGCUCUUCAUAUUGCAGCAUUAAAUAACAGUAAAGAAACAACCGAACUCCUUAUUUCGCAUGGUAUAAAUAUCAAUGAAAAAGAGAAAUAUGGAAAAACCGCUCUUCAUUAUGCAGCAUUAAAUAACAGUAAAGAAACAACCGAACUCCUUAUUUCGCAUGGUAUAAAUAUCAAUGAAAAAGAUAUAGAUGAAAAGACUGCUCUUCAUUGUGCAGCAAGUAAUAAUUUUAAAGAAACAGCCGAACUUCUUAUAUCACAUGGUGCAAAUAUCGAUGAAAAAGAUAUAUAUGGAGAAACUACUCUUCAUUGUGCAGCAUGUAAUAAUUUUAAAGAAAUAGCCGGACUUCUUAUAUCACAUGGUGCAAAUAUCGAUGAAAAAGAUAUAUAUGGAGAAACUGCUCUUCAUUAUGCAGAACGUAAUAAAAGUAAAGAAACAGCCGAAGUUCUUAGAUCAUAUGGUGCAAAAUAUUAG